Messenger RNA from Solea senegalensis (Senegalese sole), 702 nucleotides. It is a transcript of the gene lrrc18b, whose product is annotated as leucine rich repeat containing 18b. The record is from RefSeq and is a predicted model, not a curated record. NCBI's taxonomy places the organism in Eukaryota, Metazoa, Chordata, Actinopteri, Pleuronectiformes, Soleidae. Bases 1 to 702 code for a protein of 233 amino acids. The transcript has 2 exons. Gene Ontology annotation, molecular function: protein binding.
AUGGUGGGGAGGAAAGGAAAGAAACUACAACAGCCUGGAGGUAAAAUAAUCUCGCUGAAAACAGCUCAGAGCUGCGUGGAAUUCAAACUGGACGGCAAACCUCGUCUGGACCUGAGUUUUAAGGGAAUCUCUGCGGUGCCAAAGUGCAUCCGGAAGCUGUGCGACGUGGACGAGGUGGACCUGAGCAGAAACCUGAUCAGGAAGAUUCCUGAUUUCAUCGGACAGUUUGUCAGCAUUAGUGUUUUGGAUCUGCACAGCAACUAUGUGGAGCAGCUCCCUGUGAUCAUCGGCCGCCUCCAGAACCUGCAGGUCCUGAACCUGUGCAACAACCGUCUGACUGACCUUCCCAGUGAGCUGGGGCUGCUGAAGAAGCUCCACACUCUGAACCUGGGUCUGAACCUUCUCGAGGCUCUUCCCUCCUCCAUCGCUGCGUUGAAGGAGCUACAACACAUCGGCCUCUCCGACAACCGCUUCGCCCGCGUCCCUGCGUGUUUAUCCAGACUGCCCAAAUUGGAGAAGGUGAACCUGGACAGGAACCCGGUGGUCACCGGGCAGACGCAGCAGCCAAUAAUGGUCACAGAGAGACUGUAUCUGGUCAAAGAGAGCUUCCUGUGUGAGGACUGUCUUAGGAAGUGCCAAAGUGAGAGCAGGAACAUGGAAGAACAGGAUGGAAGCCAAGAAUCUGCAGAAGAGGAGACAUAA